AUGGCGAUGGCCGCGCGGCCACAGACCCCCGUGCAGGAUGCAUACUCGAUCCCGCACCCAAAUGAGACAGGGGCCCUGAUCCGCGGGUACAGCGCCGUUCGCUCUUCCUCAUCGCGACCCAACUCCUAUGCCGGCACCGGCUCGGCCUACCACUACAAUAACCUCGACCAGUCGUCCCAACUCGCCCAUAACCCGCGCUUCAAGGAGGACUUUGAGUCAGUCAGUCGCCGCAGCUCCGUCUUACUCGACGGUCCCUCCGGAGGCAGUACUGGGGUGCAACGCUCAGCCUCACUCAUGUCCCCCGGCCCGUCGCGCUCAGGCACACUCCGUAAGAAGGCUUCCCUGAGCAAGAAAGGCAGUUUGCGGCGCAAUGGGAGUCGCCGCUCCAUGCGCGCAGGCAGCGUGCGAAGCCUCAGCUUGGGCGAUCGCGAGAAAUACCACUCGGAUGGAGUAGAGGAUGUCAACAGUGCAUUCAUGGUUCCCAUCCCGACCACGGGCAACCCAACGGAGGUGUUGGCCAACCGCUUUCAAGCCUGGCGCAAGAUCCUAAAGGAUCUUAUCAUCUUCUUCAAGGAAGUACAAAAGUCCUACGAAACCAGAUCGAAGCUCUUCCUGUCCGCCUCCCAUGUGAUGAACAACCAGGUCGCCCCUCAAGCCUUCCUACAAUCUGGCGGUCUCGCCGAUGCCACCGAGAUUCUCCAACAUUUCCAUCGCCAAGGUUAUACGGAGGCCAACAAGGCCGUGGAGGUGGAGACUGAGGUGAUCAGCCAGUUGACUGGUCUCCGAAGCGAUCUUCAAAAGAAGACCAAGGAGAUCAAGAGUCUCUCUGGCGAUUUUAAGAACACCGUGGAGAAGGAAAUUGACGGCACCCGUAAGGCCGUGCGCAAUCUACAUGAGUCGCUAGGCCUGGUGGAUACCGACCCCUCUGCCACUUCUGGUAAAGGCGAUCCGUUCUUGAUGCGCCUGAAUGUUGAGCGACAAGUCGAAAAGCAGAUCGAGGAAGAAAACUAUCUCCAUCGGGCUUACUUGAAUCUGGAAAACUCCGGCCGCGAACUCGAAUCGAUCGUCGUCAGCGAGAUCCAAAAGGCCUACAACGCCUACGCCAGCAUCCUUAAGAGGGAAGCUGACGAGGCUUACGAUACGGUGGAGAAGCUUCGUGCGGGACCGAUUUCGAUGCCACAAGAUCACGAGUGGAAUGCCUUUGUCGCUGGCACCGAUGAACUCGUCGACCCCCGCAUCCCGCUGCGGAACGUGGAGAACAUCACCUACGAUGGCAAGGAUCACCCGGCAGCAGCAGAAGUUCGUGCUGGUAUGCUGGAGCGCAAGAGCAAGUACCUGAAGAGCUAUACUCCUGGUUGGUACGUGCUGUCGCCAACGCAUCUGCACGAGUUCAAGUCGGCCGACCGCGUGGAGUGGCAGACUCCAAUCAUGUCGUUGUACCUGCCCGAGCAGAAACUGGGCUCUCAUUCGCAAGAAGAUUCCAGCUCCCACAAGUUCAUGUUGAAGGGUCGACAAACUGGUGCCAUGCAUCGCGGCCACUCUUGGGUGUUCCGCGCCGAGUCCCACGAAACUAUGAUGUCUUGGUAUGAGGAUAUCGAGAGUCUGAGCAACAAAACUGGUGAAGCGCGAAAUGCAUUCGUUCGUCGACACGUCCGGAGCGUGAGUGGUCGUUCGACCAACAGCGAGGUGUUGGAGGAUGACGAGGCCGAUCAGACCCCGUACUCCGCCGAGUCCGUGGUUCUGGGCCAGGAACGGCCCACCUCAGCCACCCGCCAGCCCGGCGGGGCCUUCCCGAGUGACGUCCAGAUCGAUCGGCACCUCCAGGCGCCACUAUCCCCAUCUAGCGGUGACAGCUCUGCAGGCAGGGACAUGAUCGCUGCCGCUGGCGCCCUUCCAGAUGGCACCGGGGCCGCGGAUCCUUCCCGGUUCUACGGUGAUCGCGAUUUCGCCACGGCAUCCCCACAACCUACCAAUGAUGGCGGUUCGAUCAAGGUGGAUCGAUCUCGGUCCCGGAUGAGUCGCCAUGACAGUUACUACGGGGAUUGGAUCGGCCCGGCUGCCAUCGUGGCCCAGCAGAAGAAGAGCCAGCUGUCCCAAGCUGCGAACACGGAUGCCCGCGAAAUCCGCUCGGACGGAGAUCAUAACUCCGUAGUGGCCAUGUCCGGUGUCUUGGAGGCCGCAGACCGCCGUGAAUCUUCUGCGCCACCGCAGAUGGCUCGUCGGGAGAGCGUGUCUACGGUGCCGACCAAUACUAACGGCACCGACUACACCAACAACACGAUGGCCACCUCGGUCGAUGAGACGCCCGCGUUUCUGAAGAAUGGCGCAGCCGUUGCCAGUGGCUCCUUGGCUACCCAGAACCAUGAGGAUGGGUACGCGGGGACAGGAGCCGCCGGCUCGGCCAAAACCGUUCCAGACUUGGGUCUGCCCAAACGAGACAGCGUCGUGGCCAUCGACAUGAAGAUCCCUGGCCGCUAUCCACCGACCAACGUGGCCGCAUGA
Messenger RNA from Penicillium cataractarum, 2502 nucleotides. Its product is annotated as SLM1 family PH domain-containing protein. The coding region runs from base 1 to 2502 and encodes 833 amino acids. The transcript has 3 exons. The record is from RefSeq and is a predicted model, not a curated record. Lineage: Eukaryota; Fungi; Ascomycota; Eurotiomycetes; Eurotiales; Aspergillaceae.